Molecule: messenger RNA, 4968 nt
Organism: Hemicordylus capensis (graceful crag lizard)
Lineage: Eukaryota; Metazoa; Chordata; Lepidosauria; Squamata; Cordylidae
Gene: DUSP12
Product: dual specificity phosphatase 12
Exons: 6
Coding region: 46-1014 (322 amino acids)
Biological process (GO): protein dephosphorylation
Cellular component (GO): nucleus
Molecular function (GO): protein tyrosine/serine/threonine phosphatase activity
Source: RefSeq, a predicted model, not a curated record
GUGGGCGGGGUGAGAGAAGAGCGGCGGCCUCGCGGUGUCGUCGCCAUGGUGCCGGUGCUGCCGGGCCUCUACCUGGGUGGCCGUGCUGAUCUUGGCGCGCCAGAGGAUGCGCCGGCUUCGGGGGCUAGUGGCGGGGCUGUCGCUGUCACGGCGCUGCUGUCCGUGGACUCGGAGCCACCCGAUGGCGCCGCUACUGCGGGGCUCGAGGAGGUGCGGCACGUCCAGGCGCUGGAUCAGCCCGAGAGCGACCUGCUGAGCCACCUGGACGGCUGCGCCGCCUUCAUCAGCCGCGCCCGGGAACGGGGCGGAGCCGCUCUGGUGCGCUGUCAAGCUGGUGUCAGCCGAAGUGUUGCUGUUGUGACUGCUUAUUUAAUGAAAACCAAUAACCUCUCUUUUGAAGAGGCCUAUACCUUUGUCCAGGCCAUCAAACCUGAUGCCAAAAUGAAUGAAGGUUUUGAAUGGCAACUGAAACUGUAUGAAAAAAUGGGCUGUGAAGUUGAUGUAACCAGUGCCAUUUACAAACAGUAUCGUUUGCAAAAGGUUACAGAGAAAUAUCCUGAGCUACGGAACUUGCCACAAGAUGUAUUUGCAGCUGAUCCAAAUUCUGUACAUCAGACUUCGUUUUGUGAAGUUCUGUACAGGUGCAGGAAGUGCAGGCGUCUGCUCUUUCGAAGUUCAAGCAUUUUAACUCACGAUGAAGGCAAGGGACCUGCUGCUUUUGCUCACAAGAGGCUUCUGGAACCUGCCAAAACUGGAACGCUUUACUGUGAUGUUCGACCCAAUUGCACGUCUUACUUCAUAGAGCCUGUCCAGUGGAUGGAGCCAGCACUGUUAGGAGUGAUGGAAGGACAGCUUCUGUGCCCCAAGUGCGCAUCAAAGUUGGGCUCCUUCCAUUGGCAUGGUGAGCAGUGCUCGUGUGGCCAUUGGGUGACGCCUGCUUUCCAGAUUCACAAGAGCCGUGUGGAUGAGGUGAAAGAUCUGUCCAUUAGGGAUCUACAGACUGUAAGAAGGUGACCGCGAUGUGUGCGCAGGCCAGACUUUGAUGCAAGAAGUCCCAGAUGACUGCUUUUUACUAAGUGCCUUACUCUUGUUAGUUAUCUCUUUGCUUGGAAAGGGUUAUUUUUCUUACAGCUUUGCAGCAAGAGACAAGUCCAUUGUGCAGCAGGUUGGCUUAAACUCUGCACUAGAGCAUUUCUCUGUUGUGGGUUUUUACAGAAACAUCGAACAUUGUGAAGAAAUAUUUUAAAAUUAGCUGAACCUGCACAAAGCAUCUGUGCGGUAGUGCACUGAGCCUGUGGCAUCCCCCCACCUCUCCUCCCACAACUCACUCUCCCCGCCACUACAGCUUGCUCUCUCUGUCUCCCCCCACAACUCUCGCUCCCCCCUCUCGCUGCCCCCCAUAAUUCGCUUUGCUUGCUCCCCCCCCCCCCCCACAACGUGGCCCUCCUCCCUGGCCCUGCCAGCGGCUGCUCUCCCUAGCCCCGCCAGCCAGCCUGGCAGCAGCUGCCUCCUCAACCCGGGCCCUCUUCUCGGGCCACUGGCCAGCCCGGCAUCAGCCGCCACCUCAACCUGGGCCCGCUGCUGCCUGCUCCCGCCUCCUUCCUCCUGAGGCUGGCGUGACUUUGCCUACUGGCCGGGCUUCUCCUGAGGCCAGUAGGGCUUUCUCUCCCUCCCCACCAGGCCGCUUCUCCCUGCCCCUGCCCGCAAUUUCUGGCCGGCUUUCAAGCUGGGUCGUCCCCUCCUGCCGCCACCUCCUUUUCCUGGCAGCCCAGCCACCUCCUCACCCCGCCGCCGCCUCCCCUCCGUGGCCGGGACUUGGUUUUCCCCCCAGCCCCAGUCUCCUCUCUCCCUGCCGGCUUCGCCCAUCCACUUCCUCAGGGCGGUGGGGCUUUGCCUACCGCCCAUCCUCAUCCGUUUCCCCUUAUUUCCUCUUCCUUUUCUCCUUUCUCCACUGUAUCUGGCACUUUCCCCUUAUUUCCUCUCUCCUUUCUCCACAGUCCCCAGAGAAAACAUCCCAACCACUCUCCCUGUCCUCUGCCUCCCUCUCUGCUUCUCGCAUGGCUUCUCUGCCUCUCAUUGGCUGGAACGCUGGCCCGGCACGCAUCCCCAUGCAUAGAUGGCCAGCAUCCAGAGGAUUUUUUUAAAAUUAUGAAGAACAGUUUCGUGUUCAAGUUAUCAAGUAACCAGGGAAGCACUACAGCCAUUAGUAUGCUAAAAGAUAGUCUUUUAAGAGGGGAUCAUGUCAUUGCAAUAUAACAGUGGUUGCGUGGAAAUAUAGGCCAGGAAGAAAACUCUAUUCCUGAUGAAGGAAUUUUAGAGGAUCUUUAUUUGCUUUGCAAAAAGCGAGUGUUACAACUGGGGAGAGGAUUUUGAGAGUAUUUGGUUUGGAAGUCUCUCUCUGGAUCUCAUCUUCCCAGCUGUCUUGUCAGGAUUGAUGCUGUGAUUUUCCUAGAUGAUGCUCUUUCUCACAAUUGGCUGUAGACUGGAUUAAAAAUACAAGUGACCAGCAAAGUCACAGGAAUUUGGUUGACAAAGAAUAAUAUUUAAUUUAUUUUUACACAUUUUUAUACCAUCCUAUGAACAUGUCCCUGGGCAUUUCACAAUCUAAAAACACGGCAAUUAAAACAUUAACACAGUUAAAACAGUUUAAAAUACAGAUGAAAAACUCUAACACAAGACCUGAAAACAAUAAACUGAAAGCCUGACGAAACAGGUUUGUCUUCAGAUCCUUCUUAAAAACAUCCAGAGAAGGGGAGGCUCUAAUUUAGUUAGGAAGUGUGUUCCAAAUAGUAUUGGUUUCUGGAUCCUUCACCUUUACUGUGAAAUGGUUUGAAAUCCUACCCAAACAAGAAAUUGUAUGCUGUAUGUAAAUUGUGUAUUCAAUAAACAUAAUGAAAGCAUGAUGUGUCAAUUUAUGGUGUGCACCAGCAGCAGGUUAUUAAAUUACAGAGAUGCUCACAUAAUUGAGAACUACAAUUGAGCUACAAGAAGAUAACAAAUGCUAAAGGUGUCUUUGUACAGGUUAACUAUUUUAAUGGUUUCUCACCGCCUUUAUUAGGAGAAGUACCACUUGUCUAUCUCAGUUCUUACUCUUGAAGAAUUUAGAAAUUCCUGCCUUUCAGAGCAUAAUUUGCAUUUUGACUCAGAAGCUGAGAGCCAGUGAAGUAGAAUUCUACAUAUAGUACUACGUUCUGCAGCUUUUCUGUGCUCCUGCAAAAUUGCAGCAUACACACGGCACUAUGCAUAUGAUAGGUUGGUACUAGAUCCACUGGUGAUUCUGCUAGGGACUAGGCUAUUUAAAGAUCCCUUCUGACCAAAAAUGAUGAAUGUCAGGUGUGGCACAAAUUUGACCUAAACACUGAACCAGAAUAUUGGAAUGUUUUGCAAAACUUUGGGAGAUCAUACCACUGAAGAAGUUAAACAUCCCUUUCCUUCUUGUAUGCCAGUGUUAAGAGGCAUUCCUAUAACAUGACUCUUUUGUUUCGUACUGCAAAAAUAACCGAACUGAACGUCUCUCUCAGUUAUACUAUGUGGCUGUGUCUUUAAACCAAUGAUUCCCCAGCUAGGGUGCAUUAUUGUGCCAAAAGAGUGUGCCUGAAAUGUGCCUUGCAAAAUUAAGCCACUAUUCUGGAGGGAUCCCACCAUUCAUUCAUUCAUUCAUUCAUUUAUUUGAUUUUCAUACCGCCCUUCUAAAAUCCCCUGCUAACUGGGCAAAGAGGCACCUUUUACCGUAGUGAUUCUCUUUAUUUAGCAGGGGGAGAGUAACUGGCCCUGUCCACCCCCAGCACAGUACCUCCAGUGACUGCUGCUGGUGUCUAUCUUAUGUUUCUUUUUAGAUUGUGAGCCCUUUGAGGACAGGGAUCCAUCUGAUUUAUUUAUUAUUUCUCUCUGUAAACCGCCCUGAGCCAUUUUUGGAAGGGCGGUAUAGAAAUUGAAUUAAUAAUAAUAAUAAUAAUAAUUAAUUAAUAAAAUGGCUCAGGGCGGUUUACAAUUAACAUAUAUUCUGAAGGGCAGGGGGAAUUUGCCCUUCAGAAUAUGGAGACCCAGUGCAGCAUUGAUUUCUAACCCAUUACCUCUGCCCAAUCAUAGUUACCAAUAAUGGCAAUAGUGUCCUCAUGCUAAAAGUGGAUGGAGUACAGCUGCACCACUGUUCCCUAUUGCAGAGUAGAAGCAUCCGUGUUCUAUCUCUGAGUGGUUGGCAAGAGAGACAGUGUGAUGCUGUUAACUAGGGUUAAGCACAGUCAUAAGGAAGUUGCCUAUCCCCAAGCACUUAGCAAAUGCUCUUUUGAAAAACAAAACAGCAGUCCAAAUUCUGCUGAACAACAGUAGCGGAAGCUCUUCAAAGGGAUUUUGUAGUGUCUGUAGAUCUCAUGGAAGUGUAUCUACAUGUUCUCAUGCACCACAAAUACCUCAGGAAUGCUUAUGGGGAGCAGCAGUUAAUGUAAGGCCCAUUUGUUCCAACGUUCUCGUCAAGGAUUCCAGAGCUGAUGGUUUCAGCUGUAAUGCAGAGAUUCAUAUUCACAUUUACUCACCCUCUUCUCCAGUUGUCUUUUCAUCCGGAACAUCCCUAUCAGAAACUUUUCUCUGUCUGUGUUAGACAUGUACACACAAGAGAGGGAGUAUUCUAAACCAAACAAAAUGAAUGGAAGCAAAAACAAGAGUACAAAACCAUGUGGUUGCUUUACUAUAUAAAAUAAAUAACAUUACAGUAUAUACAAGGAAUUAUAAUGAUAACCAAAUAAAUGAAAGGACAACAAUAAACUUCCUCUGUGUGUGUGUGUGUGCGCGCACGCGCGUGCAUGCAGUGAAUUGAGAGAUGUGUUGCUGUUUGUGAAUAUACAACUUAAUGAAGAUGUGGAAAAUAGUGCUACACAUCUUCAGUCAUUUGGCCAUUAUAAGUGCAAUAUCUUAAGUAUAUACUGUGUCAUUUUGAGUCCUCUUGUUUAAUAAAGCAUAUUGUGUUCUGUU